GUGUUCUGGGGCCCCCACCGCCGCCUGUCCCUAACUCGGGCUGUGCAAACUCCGCGGAAAAGGAACCGAAACCUCCCUCGCAGCUCCUGCCCGCUCCCCGCCCCACGCCAGCGGCUGUUUUGGGCUGAAACCAGCCGAUUUAUGCCAAAUGGCACCGUGGCUGCCCCGUUCCCCGGGCUGACGCUGCCCUUGGUGCCCCGCAGAGCCGCCGAGUGGCAGCUGGAGCAGCCGGCCUGGAGCGGCCGCCUGCGAGUCACGGCCAGGGGCAGCACGGCCUUCAUCAAACUGGAGGACAAGAGCUCGGGAGAGCUCUUUGCCCAGGCUCCCGUGGAGCAGUUCCCCGGCAUCGCUGUGGAGGGUGUCACGGACUCCAGCAGAUAUUUUGUCAUCCGCGUUGAGGAUGGCAACGGCCGCCGGGCCUUCAUCGGGGUCGGCUUUGUGGACAGAGGAGAUGCCUUUGACUUCAACGUGGCUCUCCAGGACCACUUCAAGUGGGUGAGGCAGCAGAGCGAGCUGGCCCGGCAGGCCCAGGACCUGGAGCAGGGACCCAAACUGGAUCUGGGCUUUAAGGAGGGGCAAACCAUCAAACUCAACAUCGCUAACAUGAAGAAAAAAGAAGGAGGGACAGGGAGCACCAGGCCACGUCCUGCAGGGCCUGGGGGCCUGAGCUUGCUCCCACCACCCCCCGGAGGAAAAUCUGGCUCUGGGGAGCGGCCAGCUCCGUUCUCCACACCCAGCCAGCUCCCAGGAACCCCCAUCACAGACUCCCUGUUGUCCUGGCCUCAGCCCGCUGCUCCUCCUGCUGCUGAUGUCUGGGGAGACUUUGCCAAAGCUUCGGGGUCGGCUUCCAGCCAGGCUCAGGGGAGCACAGGCUGGGUUCAGUUCUGAUCCUGACCUUGAUCUGCUUUUCCCCCACGGGGGUGCUGGGAUCCUUGGGAUUCCUUCAGGACCAAAGAAGCAACCUCAGGACUCCUGCCCAGCUCCAAAAUGCUGGGAUCGGUGCUGGAAGGAAACAGCCACACGCCUUAAAACGCUGCACAUGCAGGGCCUGGAUCCUGGGAGAGCUGGAGCCUCCUCCUCCUCCUCCUCCUCUGGGGAAAUCCCUCAGGUCCUUCCCUCUCCUGGAUAAGGGGGGACAGCUCCGAGUCCCCUCAGAGGCUCCUCUGCCUUCUGCUCGUGCUUUUGGGCUGGAUAAAUCCUUCCCUGGGCGAGGAGCAUCCUCCUGGAGCCGUCCCACCUCCCGGAUCCACACCAACCUUUCCCUGCCAGGACGCCAAGCACCGCCUGGAUUUAUUUCUGAGCACUUAACCGGGAUGUGGGGAGCCUGAUCCUGGCCUUUCCAUCCUGAAAUUCCUCAUUUCUUACUCUGGGAAGUUGGUUUUACUCCUCCUCUAUUUUGAAGACACGAUUUUUUACUCCUUUCCAUGGACAUUUUAUUAAGGACAGAACAGAGUCGGGCUCUUGGACACCUCUGGGGUUGAGAUUCCUCUUGAAACAAAUAAAUAUUUUCUUACCUAUUUAUACUGAGGCUUUUCUGAGUACGAAAUCCCACUUAUUUUUAUCCAACCCUUUGGAUUUUCCUUCCCAUUUCCAACUGGAUGACGGGCAUUUUGCUUUCAGAGCUUUCCCCUGGGGCUGGCAGCGAACCCAGGUGAGAAUGUAACGCUUCCAAGUGAACAAUAAAAAUGCUUUUGAUGCCA
Messenger RNA from Cyanistes caeruleus (blue tit), 1700 nucleotides. NCBI's taxonomy places the organism in Eukaryota, Metazoa, Chordata, Aves, Passeriformes, Paridae. The record is from RefSeq and is a predicted model, not a curated record.